Tetrahymena thermophila SB210 is the source of this 2433-nucleotide messenger RNA. RefSeq names its product FHA domain protein. Gene Ontology annotation, molecular function: protein binding. The transcript has 6 exons. Lineage: Eukaryota; Ciliophora; Oligohymenophorea; Hymenostomatida; Tetrahymenidae. The record is from RefSeq and is a predicted model, not a curated record.
AUGAUAAACAACGGAAAAUUAAAUUUAACACCAACAUAAAUAGCUUAUAUUAAGGUAACUUCAAACCCGAAUCCAAUAUCUUGGUCUGUUGAAGAUCUCUAGCUUGCUCUAAACUAAAAAAUUCCAAAUAAAUUUACAGAUUUAAUUACUGAGCUUGGAUUCAUCGGCAAUGAUUUGGUUUCUAAUAAUUAUGAUAUAUUCUUAUAAGCAAUUUUAGAAAUAAAAUAGUAAUUAACUUCAGUGGAUAAAAUGAAGUUCAAAUCUUUUUAUGAUGAGCUCAUAAUUUUAAAAGAUUUAUAUUAGUAAAAAGGUGAUUUAUUAGAGUAAAUAAAAUUGGAAUAGCAAUAAAAUAGUAAUUAACAAAUUAAUAGUUAGAAUAAUAAUCCAAGAUGUACUUAAAGUUUACAAAGUGGAAUUUAGUAAAAUCAAGAAAUUAUAUAAAAACCACCUAAUUAUUCAGAAUUAAUAACAGCUAAAAUAGCUUCUCCAAAUAAUUAAGGCAGUAAAGCUGAACUUGGAUAAAUCCAAGAAAGUUUAGUUGAAGAAAUGUUGAUAAACGAAUAAUAAAUACAAAUAUUAGAUUAAUAACAUGUUCCAAAAAAAAAUGAGAGCCAAAUAUCUUAUUAUAGUGAUAACAAUCUUGCACCUUUUAAGAAAAAUUAUGAUUAAAAUUGUUUCAAUGUUUUCCUUGAUGCUUAAGUAUAUGAUUUAAAAUAAAAUGAUUAAUCGGAGGAGGAUGAAAGUGAUGACGAUGUUAACAUUUAAUAAGUUGAUUAACCUUCAAAUAUAAAAACGGAUUUUAAAAGCAUUUUAAAUUAAAAUACUGUUUUAUAGAAUCUCAAGGAUCAAUAAAUUUAAAUUAACGAUGGUAAGAAAUUAAUUAAUCCUUACAGUAAAAAUACUGACAAAGAUGAUAAUGAUGAGGAAGAUGAUGAAGAAGAUGAUGAUGAAGAUGAUGAUGAUGAUGAAGAGGACGAUGAAGAUAAUUAUGUUUAAGAAGUUGAUCCUUAUGGGGGAAAAAAAUUUGAGAUAACACCUCAAAAUAAGGAUGAAGGUAGAAUGAAUUUUAAGAAUUAAAAUAAAGUUGAUUAAAAAGAUGAAUUUACAAUUUUUAAAUAAAAACCAAGCUAAGUUUAAUAACAGGCCUAAAUACUUAACUAAACAUCACCAUAUUAAAUAAUUUAGGCGUAAUUCGAUUAAAAAGGAAAUAAUACUACAUCAGAGUAGCAGUAAAUAACUAAUGGUUAUGAGUAAUUAAUUACAAUAAAUAACCCAAACCUUAUACAUAAAUAAGCUACUGAAUAAUUAAUGAAAAAUAAAUAAGAUGAAGAAGAAACACAAUAGUAUAUGAAAUUACCUAACAAUUAGAUUUCAGAAUAAACUAAAACACUCAAUUUAUUUAAUUUUCCAAAAUUACCUUUAGACUUUAAGAGUUUUGAUUACACUAUUUCAAUACAAUCAAAAGACUAAGAACCGAAUAUUUAAUUUGCAAAGGAGGUUUACUUUUUAAAGUAAUCAGAGGAACCUCUUAAUUUUAUAAUAAACAUUUCUAGAAUUAGAGAUGAAACUAUUAAAAAUAAUUACCUUAUAAAUGCAUAAGACUGCUCUAGAAAUCACAUAUAGAUCUUAUGUGAUUAAUAGUAUAGGUUUUAUUUAGGUAAUAAUAAAGGUAGAAAUGGUACAUUUAUUAAAAGUAGAGAAUACGAAGAAAUCUUUAGUAAUACUGAACUAUAAGUUGGUAAUAUAUUUUUAGAGUUUAAGGUAGUUGAGAUUAAGGCAAAUGAAAAAAAGGCUCGUUUGGUAAUAAAUGCAUUUAGUAUUAACUAGUAAGAAUAAUAAAACGAAUAAACAAUUUUUUUAGAAUAUAAUUCUAAUUAGAAUUUUAUGAUAGGCAGAAAUAAUUCUACAUAUUUCUCAGAUUUAUUUUAAAAAGAUACUCAGCUUAGUCGCAAGCAUGGAGAAAUUUAUUUAAAUGAACUUAAUGUAUUCGACCCCAAAGAAAAUAAAUAUAUUUAAUAAUUAAAGGUUAUCUUCUAACAAUUUAGUCCAAGAAAUGGUUCUUGGAUUAAAAUUAAAGGUAAAUAAUAUAUAGGAAAUGAUUCUGUAAUCAAAGUAGGAGUUUAAAAUUUUUUAUAAAUCAGUAUAUAAGCAAAAAAACCUAAUAAAUACACAAUAAAUACAUAAUAAUAACACUAAGACAAAUUUUUAAAUCUUAACGAAAUAGGACCAAAUUUCUUGCUUAAUUGUAAAAGGUUAAACAAAGAUCACUCUAUAAGUGAAAAUUUAAUGGGUUUAGGAUGUGGUCACACUUUUUGUAAGGACUGCGAAAACAGAUAUUUUUUGGAUAUGAUUAAAUGUAGAGAUAGUAAAUAUUUAAAAAAAAUAUGCCCUAUUUGUUAUGAAGAAUUAUAAUCUUGCAGUUUAAAAAUAUGA